UGAACCUGAAAACUCAAUUUCCUUGUACAAGAAUACGGUUAAUCCGUAGGGGUUGACAGGUAUGAGCCGAAACUGAUGAUACCCUCCUGAGGGAUAAUGAUGAUGAUGGGGCUGAGUCCUGUUUGGCUAUUACUCUAUUGGAGAAGAUAACUUGUUUCUUGAAAUGGUGAGCUCAGUCUUGCCCAUUGUCUCGAUUUUCACAUUCCUAAUAAUAAUAACACUCUACAGGCUUAAACCACAUUGGCAUGUUGAGAUCUGAUGCAUUUCAGGUAAGUUAUUCGUUGGAUAGGCAACCACCAUGCAUAUAACAGGUUUUUUAAGGCUGCUGCCAGGCUAAGAUCGUCAGCAGAGAGAGCGGUGCAGCAACAUCCAUCGUUCCGUACUAUGCUCUGACGUCUAUGUCCCUCACCUUCACCAAACCCACACUAUCAUCCAGCAGUGGACUGUGUGUGUAGAAAAAUAAGACUAAUGCUACAUUUUGACUGUACACGCAUAAAUGAGGGGGGAGAGAUGGCAUAGUGGUUAGCGCGAAGCGCUGUGAACUCCAGUGGCUUGAGAUCCAUUUGCCACUCCACUUCAACCCGAACUGACCAGCGUGAGGAAGUAUGGUCAAACAAUCCUCCUUGACCCUGACGCAGUGAAAGGGGGAGGGCUUCAUCUAGCUUGGAUUGACAGAGGGAUAUAAGUUGUAUUAUAUAUAGAAAACUUAAGGUCACCACUCUGGGAAGUUGAAUCGCUUUUGUUUGGCCAACACAAUACAUCCUGUAUUAUUCAUUCUCUUCGCUUAAGAGGCCCUUUGUGUGUCUCCUAUUCUCAGGGCAUGGCCAUUAAUGUUUAAAUAUGUACCCAGAAUCCCAAAUAAAGCGUGGCUCGUUUAUCGUGACCACGUCUGGCCAUGAGGUUCUGCCACCAUUGCUCUGACACGUAUCCCCAAAAUUUAAGCAUGUCCAGCGUAUAUCUGUGUGUUUGUGGAGUGGUAGCAUAGUGGUUUGCGUACUGCGCUAUGAACCAGGCAGCAUGAGUUUGAUUCCUGGCCAUGGCCAGCUUCAGUAGGUCUUUUCUGAAAAAGAGCGAUAUUGCUCUUUAUUGGUAAAAGAUAUUGGUAAAAGAAAAAAAACAUGUUUUCAUUUAGUUGUGAUUAUUUGAACUGCCCCUGGGCCUUCCAUUGGUCAGCUCGGCCUUAAAUGAGUUCCAGAUGCACUGCGUAAACAUCACCACUGGGGAGACAAAGGUGCCAGGGUGUGGUGGGUUGCCCCACCAGCCCCAUAUUGUACCGUGCCGGCGUGGAUAAGUUGCUCACGAACGGCGCACAAGCACACUUACACCCCAACCGCCCCCGUAGGCUGUAAGGUGAAUCUUUGUGUGCGUGUGGAGCUUGCGCAAGUCCACGUGACUCAACCGCGCGUACCCUCAACCAGUCAGCGUCCGCAAGGGAACGUUCUUUUCUGGUGAAACCACAGCACCGUGUGAUGCACGUUGUGCUUGAGCCCCGCGCGAGUGAGUGUUUUUCAAGCGUCUGGCGCGCGGUGCUAUUUUUAGAAAGCUCCGCGCAUAGCUGGCGGCACCCGGUGCUUCUUGCCCACGCCUCGCAGCUGACGUAGCGGCCUCGUGUACAUAACGGGCGGCUCUCGCUCGCGUUUGGGAGAGGCGGUGGACAUCCCGAUCAGAGUUUUCCUUCCACCCCACCGCCCACAGCGCUCCCGGCACAGGCGACUUGGUAACUUGCGACAGCUCCCCUGCCAGCGAGGCGACAGGAGGCUGCUCAAGCUUGGAUUCCCGCGCCCGUCGCUCCGGUGGGAAGCGCGCCAGAAUGGAGGAGGACGAGAUCCGGGCGGGCGACUUCGUCAUCAUCGGCAGCGACGAGGACGAGACGCUGUGCCAGCACGACACGGCGUACGCGGGCGCCCUGCUGGCGGGGCUGGCCGAGCUGCGCGCGCAGGGAAAGCUGUGCGACGUGGCGCUGCGCGCCGACGGGCUGACCUACCCGUGCCACCGUGCCGUCCUCGCCGCCGCCAGCCCCUACUUCCGCGCCAUGUUCGCGGGGGGGCCGCUACGCGAGAGCCGCGAGCAGACCGUGCAGCUCCAGGAGGUGAGCGCCGGGUCGCUGAGCCUGCUGCUGGACUUUGCGUACACGGGGCGCGUGUGCGUCACGGGAGACAACGCCGAACCCCUGCUGAGGGCCGCCGACCUCCUGCAGUUCCCGGCCGUCAAGGAGGCGUGCUGCCGCUACCUGGCCCGGCACCUCGACCCCGCCAACUGCCUGGACAUGCAGGCGUUUGCGGAGGCGUUUGCGUGCCCCUCGCUGGUGGAGGACGCGCGCAUCUUCGCGCUGGGACACAUCGCCGAGAUCGGCGCCAGCGAGGACUUUGAGCGGCUGCCCGCCAAGCGCCUGUCGGAGCUCCUGGGAGACGACCGCCUCUCCGUGGACAAGGAGGAGGCGGCCUACCAGCUGGCGCUGCGCUGGGUGCACGCCGACCCACAGAACCGCCAGCGGUUCUGGCCCGAGCUGUUUGAGCGCGUGCGUCUCCCGUUCGUGCGACGCUUCUUCCUGCUGGCGCACGUCGAGAGCGAGCCGCUGGUGCACCGCUCUCCGCGCUGCCUGCGUCUGCUGCGCGAGGCUCGCGUCCUCCAGGGCGCCCUGCAGGACCGGCACGACCGCCUGUGCCCGCUGCGCUUCCACCCGCGCCCGUCGACGGGCCUCGCCGAGAUCCUGGUGGCGGUCGGCGGCUGCGACCAGGACUGCGAGGAGCUGGUGUCGGUCGACUGCCACAACCCCGUGACGGGACAAUGGCGCUACCUGGCAGCCCUGCCCGAGCGCGUGGGAGGCGGGUACAGCAUCGCCGCUCUGGGAAAUGACAUCUACGUUACAGGUGGCUCCGACGGCACCACCGUCUUCUCGAGCGUGUGGCGCUACAACUCGGGCGUCAACGAGUGGUCGGAGGCGCCGGAGAUGAGCCGCGCGCGCGAGUACCACGCCAGCGCCGCCCUCGCCGGCUGCCUCUACGUGGUGGCGCCCGACGGCUGCGAGUGCUUCGACCCGGCGGAGGGCCGCUGGCGCCCGAUGCGCCCGCUCCCCCAGCCGCUGGAGAACGUGUCAGCGACCGCGUGCCGCGGGCGCGUCUACACCGUGGGCUCGCCGCGGCUGGCCGGCGGCGGCGUGGGCUGGGGCGCCGGCGGCGUCAUCACCGACGUGGUGGUGCACUGCUACGAGCCCGACACCGACUCGUGGGCCGAGAUCGAAUGCGCCGACGGCAUGCCCGGCUGGUCGUACGUGCUGGACGUGGUGGCGCUCGACGGGAUCAUAUACUUUAUCAGGGAGGACUCUACACAGGUGGAUGCUCUGGAUCCCAUAAAAUCGAGGUGGAUCAGGAUUCCUCCCAUGAACCAGGUGCACGUCGGCGGCAGCGUGGCGCCGCUGGGCGGCCGCCUGUACGUUUCGGGCGGCUACGACGACUCGUUCGAGCUGUCCGACAUGGUGGAGUGCUACGACCCGGCCGCGGGUCGCUGGGAGGUCGUCGGCCGCCUGCCGCAGCCCACGUUCUGGCACGGCAGCGUCAGCAUCUUCCGGCAGUUCAUGCCGCCCGGCGCGACCACCGCCGUGACGACAACGGCGGCCGCCCAGCAGCACCCGCCGCCGCAACUGCACGCGCGGCACGCUCGCCACGCCAACAACCACAACCACAACAACAACAACAACAAUCACCAGCAUCGGCAGCACAUGGACGUUCUGCUCGACGAGCACAUGGUCCACUGAUUGUGAAAAGUCGUGUGGAAAUGCCGGCUGCCCACCCCCCCCCCCCUUCCCCUACCGUGAAAGUCUCUAGUUUUAAAAGGGCUCGAUUUCACGCUGGACCAGCAAUCCAGAAAGUGGCUGGUUUCGAUUUGAUCUCCUGGCUCGGCAGAUGAAACAACGGAGCAGGUUUCUUAAAUCAUCCCGCCUCUGCCCAUCCCUGCAAUGUAAAUGGGUGCAGUGCAGUAAGUCGAUCAGUUGGUUGCGUGUGGUGGGGUACGGUGUGAGUAUUCCCACUUCUACCAGGGCAUCUGGCCAGAGUGGAAGACUAUACCACAAUACCCUAAGGAGGGGCUCCCUUUAGCUACCUCUAAUGGAUGCCCUUUUGCUAGCAGCAGCAGCAGCAUGAGCGAGCAAUGGCAGGGCUGCACUUUUACCUUUGCCUUUUUACUUUCUCUGCCAGGACAGAUCUUGCCGGUUGCUGCCAAAAAUGGCCGAAAUAAGUGAAAUGCCCCUAAAGACACGUUCCGAAUUGCACCAAAAGUAUUCUAUCUUUUCAAACUUUAUUCCUUCGGUUUUGUGUUACCUAGUUGGGCGAGUCACGUAUGGCAUUGGGCGACAAAAAAAUAUUUUGGAACGUCCCUUGGCAGAGCCUCCCAUUGUCAUGUUGGGAAACUUUCCUGGAAGGUGACACCGCAGAACUACUAGUGAGGUCACUUUCAAUGGACCUGUCUUUGCCUCAUCCGAGACGGUUAUUUAAUAUCUAUAACGUUCAGCCCUCAUACAUGGGAUGAGGCUGAAUUAAGCAAUAAGCUAAAUUUAUACAGCUUGGAUGGUUUUGUGUAUAUAUAUGAACACGUGGUUUGUAAUCAUUGGUGGCCACGCAUACUCACUACAUCAGUAUUUUGUAUCAACAGCUCGAGGGAACUUUUCGAGUGGUUAUUUUGCGUUAUUGGAAACUUUUUAGAGUUACGACCUAUUUAUCAGGCUCUUCUCUUUACCCUCCCCAAACUCACGAUGCCUCCUUGCGUUGAGCAAAAAGAAACGCUCGCAUAGCUGCGGGUUACCCCGUGUGACCCUCGCUUUGGUUCACCAUUCGUGCUGUGUUUACGAUCGGUCUGGGUUUGUUGGCAGUGAUGCAGAACUGAAAUCCUCUUUUAUCAUGAACACUGUCUUUCUAACGUUUAACAAAAAAAUAUAUAUACAGGCUAACGCAGUGUUAAUUACACAGGUGGUGAAUGUUGUGUGUGUGUGUGUGUACAGUGUAUCUUCAAAAUACCGGGCUACUGCAGGGGUGGAGUGCCCAAGAUUCUCCGUGUUUCUCACCAAAACGGUUUUGUUUCCAUGAAGACCAGAUUUUAACCAAUUUUCUGUUUAUAUUGUUGUUAAUCUUGCCUCUACAAAAAAAAUAGCGAUAUUAAAGAAAGGUAAAAAAAAAACAAUUGAAACCACCGCAAAUCACAAGGCAAUCCUGGCACCGCAUGCCGCAUUCUGCGUUGCAUAGAGAUGCAGCUAACAACGUGUCCGCUGCGUUGCUUAGACCGGUGUUCCAAAUUUUGGAGCUUCGAAAAGUCGCGAUUUUAACUUAUUUUUACAAAUUAGAAUUUUGUAUAGACCCUUGGCAGUGUCCUCGUUUGUAAACACAAAAAAAACCACGGUAUAUAUAUCCGCCCUUGUUAUUGUGAUGGGGACAACUGUAAAUCUGGGGGUCGUGGAGGUUGGGAUUUUUUUGGAUCGCAAAGACAGAGAGCAAGUUUCUGAAUCGCUGGUUCUAGUAACCAGGCUGGAUGAUGUGGUGUGUGUUGGGGUGCAUCCUGCUGGGCAGGGAGGGGAGGUCGUGGUCGUGACUGCAUGAGCCAGUCCAAGUAGCAGGUUUAUGUUGUUUCUUUCCUGUGCGUUGGUUUUCUCAGGCAUUCCGAACCCCCUCCUGUAUAAAGCGGUUUUUUUUCUCAUAUAUGUGUACAGAUAUAUACGUACAUAUAUAUAAUUAAAAAGACGCUCAAAAGGAGGAAUUUGCUGAAUGUCCACGGAUGGAUUUUCAUUGACGAAUACAUUUUUUUCGUCCUAAUGUUUUCAUGGUCGCGAAUCAGCGCUUGAAUCCGUGCUGUGUGUGUGUGGUAUCGGCACGCACUGGCAGGUUUGGCGAUCUGAGUUGUGGGUGGGGGGGGAUGAGAAUGUUUUAAAAGGGAAAGUUAAGAAGCAUUUUUAAGCUUAUGUUAUGGAUCGUUGUUACAGGAAUAGGUUGAGCACUGAUUGUGGUAUCCACUGAAAGUUUGCGUUCAAUGGAACAUUUACUUUGACGAGUUUUAAUUCGGGUAGAUCUAACUUAAAUCAUGAUGUCAAUAGUUUGAUUUCUUUAGUGCUGUAUUUAAUACUGAAUUAUAUGUGAGUGUUCAUUUCAAAACAUACUCUACGUUUUAUACUUUGGUUGUGUAGCACACUACAAUCCGUACUGUUGGCAUUACGUUUUCGGCAAAUGUAGUGUCAUCAGUGACUGGUGAGUCAUUUAAUAAUAGUUUCACGUUAGUUUGUGUUUAGUGUUUUUUUCAUGACGCUACAAUUACUCUCACCAGCUCCGCACCUCAGAGUUAGUCACUUAUGUCCGUGAAUGAUCAUGCUUGUUACAAACUGCAAUAUUAUAAUUGUUUCUGAGGA
Molecule: messenger RNA, 6385 nt
Organism: Petromyzon marinus (sea lamprey)
Lineage: Eukaryota; Metazoa; Chordata; Hyperoartia; Petromyzontiformes; Petromyzontidae
Gene: KLHL21
Product: kelch like family member 21
Molecular function (GO): protein binding
Source: RefSeq, a predicted model, not a curated record